Sesamum indicum (sesame) is the source of this 713-nucleotide messenger RNA. RefSeq names its product small nuclear ribonucleoprotein SmD1a. Gene Ontology annotation, molecular function: RNA binding. Lineage: Eukaryota; Viridiplantae; Streptophyta; Magnoliopsida; Lamiales; Pedaliaceae. Gene Ontology annotation, biological process: spliceosomal snRNP assembly; RNA processing. The record is from RefSeq and is a predicted model, not a curated record.
UCGGUAAUUUAGUAGUUGGUCGCUGGAAGCCUAAAAGGCUAAAACCCUCUCCUCCUUCAGAAGGCUCUCCCUCGCGUUGUUUUGUUGUUGCUUGUACAAAACCCUAGCUCUCCUCUCGUCUGCCCCUCGCUCGCCAAAAUGAAGCUCGUAAGGUUUUUGAUGAAAUUGAACAAUGAGACUGUGUCGAUUGAGCUCAAGAACGGCACCGUUGUACACGGCACCAUUACAGGUGUUGAUAUCAGCAUGAACACGCAUUUGAAGACUGUAAAGCUUAUCUUGAAGGGAAAGAAUCCAGUGACUAUGGAUCAUUUGAGUGUAAGGGGUAAUAAUAUUCGUUAUUACAUCCUUCCUGACAGCUUAAAUCUUGAGACAUUGCUGGUGGAAGAGACACCUAGAGUCAAGCCCAAGAAGCCAACUGCAGGGAGACCUCUGGGGCGUGGCAGGGGCCGUGGUCGUGGGCGUGGACGUGGUAGAGGCCGCUAGAUUUUGCUGCAAUCAUAUCAUUUUUGUAGCAUUUGUCAUGUAAACAUCUGUAUUGAAGAAUUGCAUGUUCCUAGCUAGCAGUACGGGUACCUGAGUAUUGAUCCGUGGAAUGUUUACAGGUAAAGAUCAUUGGAAGUUUAGUAACUUUUGUGAGGUUCCGCUCAAUUCACACGGUCUAUUUUGUACUUUUGCAUGUCUUGUGGGUUCAAUAUAUGAUGAUCUUAUCACUA